AUGGAAAUCGAAUCCUCAGAGUUAAUACUUCAAUUUCUGAAGGAAAACAACCUUUCUAACACAUAUGCAGCUCUACAGGAAGAAUCGACUAUAGCUCUAAAUACAGUUGAUUCAGUUGAAUCAUUUAUAGAAGAAAUAACACAAGGACAUUGGGACACAGUUUUGAGAACAGUGGCUAAUUUAAAAAUACCUCAACGUAAAUUGAUUGAUCUCUAUGAACAGAUUGUUUUGGAAUUGAUAGAAAUGCGCGAGCUUGGCGCGGCUCGUACGUUAUUGCGGCAAACGGAUCCGAUGCAGAUACUACGAGAACACUUUUCAGAGAGAUACUUGCAUCUUGAACAUUUACUUUCACGAACAUGGUUUGAUCCUAAAGAGGCAUAUCCACCUGGUAUGACCAAGGAAAAACGGCGACAAAUUAUAGCUCAAGUAAAGAUUAUAGCUCUUUCUAGUGAAGUGACUGUAGUGGCUCCGUCAAGAUUGUUAGCUUUACUUGGACAGGCAUUAAAAUGGCAACAGCAUCAAGGCCUAUUACCUCCAGACACAGCGUUUGAUCUUUUUCGAGGAUCUGCCCCGACAACGAAGGCGGAAGAUGAUGCUGAACCAACGAAGUGCUACGCUACAAUCAAGUUUCCCAAAAAGCAACACGCGGAAUCUGUUGCAUUUUCCCCUGAUGGUCAGUAUCUGGUUACUGGUAGUGUUGAUGGGUUUAUUGAAAUAUGGAAUUACUUGACAGGAAAACUACGAAAAGAUUUCAAGUAUCAAGUCGAAGAUAAUCCAAUGUUAAUGGAAGAUCCUGUUCUUUGUUUGAGCUUUAGCAAAGAUAGUGAGAUGCUCGUGUCUGGAGCUCAGGAUGGCACCAUUAAGGUAUGGAAAAUUCAUACCGGUCAAUGUACUCGGCGUUUUUCUCCUGCACAUAGUCAAGGAGUCACAUCAGUCUGUUUUAAUAGAGACGGUAGCCAGAUUCUUAGCGCUAGUUUUGAUCAUACAGUAAGACUCCACGGACUAAAAUCAGGAAAGACGCUCAAAGAAUUUCGUGGUCAUUCUUCUUUCGUGAAUAAUGCCACAUUUUCUUAUGAUAUGACUCAAGUUAUUAGCGCAAGUAGUGAUGGGACAGUAAAGAUUUGGGAUAGUAAAACGACAGAUUGUCUACACACAGUACUACCAAAUAGUGCUCAAGCGGCAACUAUUUCUGGUGGUAUAGCAGUUAAUUGCGUAAUCCAGAUGCCAAAGAAUAUGGAUCAAGUUGUAGUGUGUAAUAAAAGCGCAAUGGUGUAUUUGAUGACAAUGCGAGGACAGAUUCUGAAAUCAUUCACGUCCGGCAAAAAAACUGGAGGUGAUUUUAUGGGUUGCACUGUUUCUCCUCAAGGCGAUUUUAUUUAUUGUGUUGGAGAGGAUUCCAUUAUCUAUAGUUUUAAUGUAACAAGUGGAAAGUUGACCUCCACUUUAAAGUUGUCUGAAGUGGAAGUCAUUGGAGUCGCACAUCAUCCAUUUUCCAACAUUUUAGCUUCAUAUGCAGAUGAUGGGGUGAUAUCUUUAUGGAAACCAUAA
Messenger RNA from Ambispora gerdemannii, 1548 nucleotides. Lineage: Eukaryota; Fungi; Glomeromycota; Glomeromycetes; Archaeosporales; Ambisporaceae. The record is from the annotation of a GenBank genome assembly.